AUGUUAGAAGAAGAAUAUGGAUACGCCAUGCCUAAGAAGACUGGCGAAAAUGUCUGCCGACCAGCCAUUUUCCACAUCGUCGACACAUCGUACGGAGCUGAAAGCACUUCGGAGUUUUCGGCACGUUGUUUUGCACUUUCUUUUGUGUUCCCAGAGGGAUAUGCUGUGUUCUGGACCUGUCUUGCCACACGAACGCAUCCGUCACUACCACACCGUAUCACCGCCGCCAGCUCUUGCGAUAACAUGGAAGAGCUCCUGGACAAGGCCGAUCAGUGGGCCCGCGCAGGUGGCGAACAACCGGAGCGUCCCGAUUUCAACGUACCUGAAGAGUAUCUCGCCAUUCCCACCACGGAACAAUAUCUUACGCUGCACCAUUCAAGCGAGAAUGAGAACAGCAAAGGAAAUUCAUGGUUCGCCCAACGUGAUCUACCCGCAGGAACCUUGCUGAUGGUAGCCAAGCCUGUGGGUAUGGUCAUGGACUGGCAGGAUGAUUCAGUGGAAGAAAUUCUACCAGAGAAUGAGCAAGACGAUGAGGACGACGAAGAGGGCAUGAUGGACGAUGAUGACAAGGAACCACGCUUGAAUGAACUACUGCUACUGCAGCUACUCGAUACCAUUCAAAAAGAACCAUCUAUUUGGACGGAAUGCUUGUGUACUUUGUUCCCUCGUACACAGCAAGAACUAAGUCGCUUACCGGCUUGGGUUUGCGAAGACGACGACAUCUUUUGUCAAAUCGAAGCGAGUAUUCAAGCGAUCGGAGCACUCCCGCAAAUGGGGGAUCUGGCCAAGGAAAUAUCGAAACGCCUACCAUUGAUUAUUCGGUAUAACAUUCUUUCGAUUGAGACCUGUCCUGAACUCUUGAGCUAUCCCGGCCCAGAAGGACACGUUAGCCUCAGCGGCGUCGGCCUUUAUCACUUGCCUUCAUUUUUCAAUCAUUCGAGUACACCCAACGCCAGUCGCUGGGCAAUCGGAGACGUCAUGGGUGUGGUAGCAAACCAAAGCAUCAAGGCCGGUACAGAAAUAUGCAUUUCCUAUAUUGAACACGACGUGCUCUGCGAAAGCGCAUUUCGUCGCAAUCAAGUGUUGCGAAUGGAUUUCGUCGACGGCCCAGUAUCCGAGCCAGCGUCACCUUUUGAAGAAGAAGGGCCCGACGUGCCAGUGGUAGAUAGCGACGUACAGAAUGAACUUAUGGAAAUGGAUCCAUUUGAACGUCUAUCCGCCAUUGAAGAGCUCCUACAGCAAGCCACGGGUGCGAAAAGACCCGAAGGGGAACAGGACUCCGCAAUGGGAACGACAGCAAACGGGACGAGCUGGUUUCAGUGUGACGUUCAGAAUCUGCGCAUUCUCAAAGCAAUUUCGCUCGAAGGGCUGGGACAAACUAAAGAGGCCUUGACUUUGUGGGAAGAGUCUGUUGACUUUUGUGAAAAAACGUUGCCACCAAAUGACGAAAAUACAAUUGUGGUUCGUGUGCAAGCUGCAUUCUCAGCGUUGGCCGUCGGUAACUUGGACAAAGCACGAGAGCAGGCGCUUGCGGCCUUGCAGACUCAUGCACUACUCUUUGGUGGCGGAGUGGCUCGUUUUCGACGACGCAUGGCUGCCGAUUUGCGGUUGAAGCUAAGACCGGAAACGGGAACUAGAACUGAACUCAAUGGUGCCCCUGCCGUAGACAUAUUGUGGCCGUUGUAA
Molecule: messenger RNA, 1686 nt
Organism: Phaeodactylum tricornutum CCAP 1055/1
Lineage: Eukaryota; Bacillariophyta; Bacillariophyceae; Surirellales; Neidiaceae
Exons: 2
Coding region: 1-1686 (561 amino acids)
Molecular function (GO): protein binding
Source: RefSeq, a predicted model, not a curated record